Messenger RNA from Drosophila arizonae, 2437 nucleotides. RefSeq names its product nuclear receptor dissatisfaction (gene dsf). Gene Ontology annotation, biological process: regulation of DNA-templated transcription. Gene Ontology annotation, molecular function: sequence-specific DNA binding; zinc ion binding; DNA-binding transcription factor activity. NCBI's taxonomy places the organism in Eukaryota, Metazoa, Arthropoda, Insecta, Diptera, Drosophilidae. The record is from RefSeq and is a predicted model, not a curated record.
UCGUUGUCGUCGUCCUUUGCGUCGUCGUCCUUUGCGUCGGCAAACGUAAUCAACAAUUUUUCGCGUGCGUUAGUCAAAUUUUGAUUUGUGAUUUGUGAUCUCCCAGUGCUAAUUGUGCUCGAACUAAAAAUUCACCAAAUCCCAGUUAAAUAUUUCGUGUGAUUAGCGCUGUCAACAUAAACUUAACCACGCUGGAUACUUUAGGGUUUAAAUAUUUCCACCAACGGAAAAUGGGCACAGCUGGCGAUCGCCUGCUGGACAUACCUUGCAAGGUGUGCGGCGAUCGCAGCUCGGGCAAACAUUAUGGCAUCUACAGUUGCGAUGGCUGCUCGGGCUUCUUCAAGCGCAGCAUUCAUCGCAAUCGGAUUUACACCUGCAAGGCAACAGGUGAUCUCAAGGGUCGCUGUCCCGUGGACAAAACACAUCGGAAUCAGUGCCGCGCCUGCCGCCUAGCCAAGUGCUUUCAAUCGGCCAUGAAUAAAGACGCGGUUCAACAUGAGCGCGGUCCCCGCAAGCCGAAGCUACAUCCGCAGCUUCAUCACCAUCAUCAUCACGCUGCAGCUGCAGCGGCUGCUCACCAUGCGGCCGCCGCCCACGCCCACCACCACCACCAYCAUCACCAUCACGCCCAUGCGGCGGCGGCUCAUCAUGCGGCGGCCGCUGCAGCCGCCGCUGCCGGACUGCAUCAUCACCACGGCAGCCAUAUGCCCGUGUCGCUGGUGACCAAUGUCUCCGCGUCGUUCAACUAUACGCAGCACAUCUCGACCCACGCACCGCCGGGCGGCUUCCAUUUGCCCACAGGUGCGAGCCAGGGCGGUGCUCCGGCCCUGCCCCACCAAGGGCAGCCGAGCCAUGGCGCCCAGUCGGCCGGAUCACAUGCGACGGCCUUUCAUCAUCCGGCCCAUGGGCAUGCGCUGGCUCCGCAUGCAGCUCUGCAGAAUGGCGGUGGUGGCAGCGGUGCACUCGGUGGUGCAGCUGGCGGUGCGUCCAGCGUCGCCAUGACCUUCCCACCCCACUUGCUGCAUCACAAUCUGAUCGCCGAGGCGGCCAGCAAGUUGCCCGGCAUCACGGCGGCAACGGCUACGGCUGUGGCUGCUGUUGUCUCCACCACGCCGUAUGGCCACCACCCGGCCAGCUCGUCAGCCAUCGCAGCGAAUCACAGCAGCAACAACAACAACAASAACUACUCGUCGCCCUCGCCCAGCAACUCCAUACAGUCCAUCUCGAGCAUUGGCUCGCGCAGCGGCGCCGGCGGCGCUGACGGCGCUGCCAGCCUGAGCCUGGGCAGCGAGAGUCCGCGCGUCAAUGUGGAAACGGAGACGCCGUCGCCGUCGGCAUCGCCGCCGCUGAGCGCUGGCAGCGUUUCGCCAGCGCCCACGUUGACCGAUUCGCAGAGCUUGGCCGCAUCCAGCGCAUCGCCGCAUCCGGCACAGAGCUCGACGCACUGCCUCAGCGACAACUCGCAUCAGACGAACAAUCCGGCAACGCCGCCCACAAAUGCUGCGCUGCUCAUGCACAGCAUUCAUGUCAACAACAACAAUAACAACAACAAUAGCAACAACAAUAACAAUAACAGCAACAACAACAACAACAAUCUGAGCAACAAUAAACAGCUUAGCUACACAUCCGGCUCACCCACGCCCACCACGCCCACACCUCCGCCCGCGGCGCUGGCAACAGCGCGCUCCAGCAGCGCCUGCCAAGGCUCGAACGGUUUCCUGGAACUGCUGCUCAGUCCGGACAAGUGCCAGGAGCUCAUCCAGUAUCAGGUGCAGCACAAUGCGCUGCUCUUUCCGCCGCCGCUGCCCCAGCAGCUGCUCGACUCGCGCCUGCUCUCCUGGGAGAUGCUGCAGGAGACGACGGCUCGCCUGCUCUUCAUGGCCGUGCGCUGGGUCAAGUGUCUGAUGCCCUUCCAGACAUUGUCCAAGAACGAUCAGCAUUUGCUGCUGCAGGAAUCCUGGAAGGAGCUCUUCCUGCUCAAUCUCGCUCAAUGGACCAUUCCCUUGGACUUGACGCCCAUACUGGAAUCGCCGCUCAUCAAGGAGCGCGUGCUGCAGGAUGAGGCGACCCAAAUGGAAAUGAAGACCAUACAGGAGAUCCUCUGUCGCUUCCGUCAGAUAACGCCCGAUGGCAGCGAAGUGGGCUGCAUGAAGGCCAUUGCACUGUUCGCCCCCGAGACCGCCGGCCUGUGCGAUGUGCAGCCGGUGGAGAUGCUGCAGGAUCAGGCGCAGUGCAUACUCUCCGACCAUGUGCGACUGCGUUAUCCGCGCCAGGCCACACGCUUCGGUCGGCUGCUGUUGCUGCUGCCCUCGCUCCGCACGAUACGAGCGGCGACCAUUGAGGCGCUCUUCUUCAAGGAGACUAUCGGCAACGUGCCGAUAGCACGACUUCUGCGCGAUAUGUACACCAUGGAGCCGGCGCAGGUGGACAAGUAGAU